GGUGCUGAGCUGGGGAAAUCUGUGGUGUACCAGGAAACCAAUGGAGAAACAAGAGUUGAAAUCAAGGAAUCAGUGCGGGGACAGGAUAUCUUCAUUAUACAGACAAUCCCCAGAGAUGUAAAUACUGCUGUGAUGGAGCUGCUCAUAAUGGCAUAUGCCCUGAAGACAUCCUGUGCCAGGAACAUCAUUGGGGUCAUCCCUUACUUCCCCUACAGCAAACAGAGCAAAAUGAGGAAGAGAGGCUCUAUAGUCUGCAAGCUAUUGGCUUCCAUGCUGGCCAAGGCAGGUUUAACACACAUUAUUACUAUGGACCUUCAUCAAAAGGAAAUUCAAGGUUUCUUCAGCUUCCCAGUAGACAACCUGAGAGCAUCCCCUUUCUUGCUGCAGUAUAUACAGGAAGAAAUUCCAGAUUACAGAAAUGCAAUUAUUGUAGCCAAGUCUCCAGAUGCAGCUAAAAGGGCUCAGUCUUACGCUGAGAGGCUGAGGCUGGGGCUGGCAGUGAUCCAUGGAGAGGCUCAGUGCACAGAGCAGGACAUGGACGAUGGACGCCACUCCCCUCCGAUGGUCAAAAAUGCAACUGUGCAUCCUGGCCUGGAGCUGCCAUUGAUGAUGGCCAAGGAGAAACCACCAAUAACUGUGGUUGGAGACGUUGGAGGAAGAAUUGCCAUCAUUGUGGAUGACAUCAUUGAUGAUGUGGAAAGCUUUGUGGCUGCUGCAGAGAUCCUGAAAGAGCGGGGAGCCUACAAGAUUUUUGUGAUGGCCACUCAUGGGCUCCUGUCAGCAGAUGCCCCUCGUCUGAUAGAGGAGUCCUCCAUUGAUGAGGUAGUAGUAACCAACACAGUUCCUCACGAGGUCCAGAAGCUGCAGUGCCCCAAGAUAAAGACUGUGGAUAUCAGUUUGAUCCUCUCUGAAGCCAUCAGACGGAUUCACAAUGGGGAGUCCAUGGCUUAUCUGUUCCGCAACAUCACCGUGGAUGACUAGACCUGGCUCUGCCCCUCUCCUGGCUUCCACAAGAGAAGGAAACAUGCAUGAAAAGGCAAUACCAUCAAUUAUAGGCAUAACACAACUCUUUAUUCUUGUAGGGGCAUGAAGGUUUUCAGGGUCUUGAGCCACAAGAUCUAAUAGAAAAACAACCAACCAACCUGACCAGCACUUUACAAGUGUAUAGAAGAGCCCACUGGCAGUGGGGGAGGAUUGGAUCUGUAGAGAGAUGGAGAAAUGAGGUGGUGUUGAAUUUGUAAGAUUUUUUAUUUUUUAUUUUUUUUUAGUCUGUUAUCUCUUGCCCUGUAGGG
This is a messenger RNA of Chaetura pelagica (chimney swift), 1292 nucleotides long. RefSeq names its product phosphoribosyl pyrophosphate synthetase-associated protein 1 (gene PRPSAP1). Bases 133 to 981 code for a protein of 282 amino acids. The transcript is spliced from 9 exons. The record is from RefSeq and is a predicted model, not a curated record. Gene Ontology annotation, cellular component: ribose phosphate diphosphokinase complex; cytoplasm. Lineage: Eukaryota; Metazoa; Chordata; Aves; Apodiformes; Apodidae. Gene Ontology annotation, biological process: 5-phosphoribose 1-diphosphate biosynthetic process; purine nucleotide biosynthetic process. Gene Ontology annotation, molecular function: magnesium ion binding; ribose phosphate diphosphokinase activity.